Mercenaria mercenaria is the source of this 1516-nucleotide messenger RNA. Its product is annotated as hemoglobin-3-like. The coding region runs from base 329 to 826 and encodes 165 amino acids. Lineage: Eukaryota; Metazoa; Mollusca; Bivalvia; Venerida; Veneridae. The transcript is spliced from 4 exons. Gene Ontology annotation, biological process: oxygen transport. Gene Ontology annotation, molecular function: oxygen binding; iron ion binding; heme binding. The record is from RefSeq and is a predicted model, not a curated record.
UAUUUUAAAAUAUCGCUACAGUUGCACAUAUUUUUUACUACGCAGAGAUAUUUUUUAGAGAACUGUUAGAAAUUAUGCUUUUAAUAUAUGAAUGAUCAUAGCGAAAAGGUUUAAGUAGCUUUUUUAAAGGCGAUUUAACAAUGACAUUGGUAUACGUUUGAACAUCUACUAACUAAAUGCAUUCAUUUACAUUUGCAUAUUCGGAUUUAGAAAUGUUUUAGCAUAACGUCAAAUACAAAUGUAACUUUUGAAUAGUCGUGUUUCUUGCAUCUACAAGGAUUUUUAUUUAGGAAUUAGAAAAGAAAGUCUUGAGUAUAACAGAGGUAACAUGGACACACAGGAUUCAGUAACGCUCACGGGACUGACGGAGGAAGAAAUGAAGGCUGUACAAGAUAGCUGGACGAAACUGGCAUCUUCCUGGAAGAAAACAGGAGUAGAGUUCUUCAUCAGAUUAUUCCAGAAGUAUCCAGUAACCAAGACGUUUUUCAAAACAUUCAAUGGCAUGAGUAUUGAAGAAAUUCGAACAGCACCCAAGAUGCGGGCACAUGCAGCCAAUUUCAAACUGGGCAUGACAUCAUUUGUUGACAAUUUGGACGAUAUGGACUGCCUAAUUGUGUUAUUACAGAAAUUGACUGCCAAUCAUUUUAGACGACAAAUCAAGGCAGAACAAUUUCAGGACGCAUUUACGCUGUUUGUUGAACUCGCACGAGAGGUGAGCGACAUAAAUGAAUUUACAGCAAAUUCCUGGAAGAAGACCCUGAAUAUUGUUGCAAAAGUUAUAGCUGAACACAUGACCACUCUAGAGCAGAAGAUGGAUGGCGAAUGAACAAUGCUCGAAAAGGGACAUCACAACAAAGUCUGGACAAAUAUGCUUAACGACUUAAGAUUCACCAAACAAUAAAUGACUUUUUCAGUACACAUGUACUGCCAUCUUUUCAAUAAAAUGAUUAUCAUUUAGUUGUUAAAUAAAGUGUAUAUUCAAAUAUGUAUGUAUAAAAUUUCUUAAUGGGGUAUAUUAUACUAUUCUCAGGUCUGUAUUUUUGGAAUUUCUGUUAAAUCAAAUAUUUCCUUUUCUUAUGGUGAAUGAAAGAUUAGUAAAUGUAUGAUAUAAAUGUUGCUCAUGAAAUGUGACAUAUUUGAGUGCCAUUUCUGGAUAUCUUCAGGUGGAAGUUCUAAAUGUGUUGUAAGUUAGACCGACGUUGUUCUAACACAGUUAGAUCCUGCGACGAAAUAAAUACAAUACAUUUUACAUGGUAAAUAAUGUAUUCAAUUCUUUGACUGAUGAUUGAAUUAAAGGUUUUACAUGCCAGGGCUUUCUCAAUCCAAGGGAUAGCAAGGAAUCAGAAGCCGAGCUUUAGCAUGUUUCUUAUCACCUGGUUUACACAGCCAGACAUUAUAUAUCUAAUUCAUAGAAGUACAAUGCUUUACCAAUUCUCGAUAUUAUUAGGGAAAUCUUUCUUUAUAUAUGUGUUGUAACAAAAAGCUGACAUCCACAUUAAACUUUUUGUAAAAGCGA